Eufriesea mexicana is the source of this 2300-nucleotide messenger RNA. RefSeq names its product KH domain-containing, RNA-binding, signal transduction-associated protein 3. Gene Ontology annotation, biological process: regulation of alternative mRNA splicing, via spliceosome. Gene Ontology annotation, cellular component: nucleus. Gene Ontology annotation, molecular function: mRNA binding. The record is from RefSeq and is a predicted model, not a curated record. The coding region runs from base 146 to 1354 and encodes 402 amino acids. Lineage: Eukaryota; Metazoa; Arthropoda; Insecta; Hymenoptera; Apidae. The transcript is spliced from 8 exons.
GAGUCAGCGUUCGGCCAUUGCAACUCUGCUCCAUAGACGCGUUGUAUGUGAAUGAUCCCGUUUACUUCGUUUAAUUGUUUAAUUAACGGCAUUAUUAUUUUUACGUUUAAUAUUAUUCAAAGUAUUGGAUAUAUCCGUGGUAAUCAUGAGCGAGCGACCAAGUAAUGGUGAAUACAAAUAUCAAAGGGAAGAUAAUGCCGAUUCGAAGGUAAGAACAUCGUCAGAGAAGGAUCGUGAUGAAAAGGAACAUCAAGUUGAUAAGGCCGGGGAAUACGUCCGGGAGCUAUUGCAAGAAAAAGUUGAAUUGGAUUCACAAAAAUGGCCUAUUGCAACUAGACUGAUCGAUCAAGAAAUUCAAAAAACUCAAGCUAUUGGUAAACCUGUAAGAGAUCCAAAAUAUGUUGAUAUUUAUCGUGAAAAACCAAUUCGUGUUUCGGUUAAAGUAUUGGUACCUGUUCGAGAGCACCCAAAGUUCAACUUUGUUGGAAAAUUAUUGGGACCGAAAGGUAAUUCUAUGAAACGUUUACAAGAAGAAACUAUGUGUAAAAUGGCAGUAUUAGGCAGAGGAUCCAUGAAAGAUCGUCAAAAGGAAGAGGAGUGUCGCAUGUCUUUGGAUCCAAAGUAUGCGCAUCUUUCGGACGAUCUUCAUGUUGAAAUAACAGCGCUUGCACCUCCGGCAGAGGCUUAUGCUCGUAUUGCGUUUGCAUUGGCUGAAGUUCGGAAAUACCUCAUUCCGGAUAAUAACGAUAACAUACGCCAAGAACAAAUGCGUGAAAUGGAAAUGAGUAUGACCGAUGAUCCAACAAGUGGAGACGACAGGAGGCCCUCAGUUAGAGGUGUACCGGGUGGUGGUGGAAUACUAAGACCUACUGCCAGACCGACAAUGCCGCGAUCUUCACGAGACUUUUCCAUUUCAGCGGCGAUACUUCCACCGCCUUCUAGCCGAGGACCAAUAUCACGUCCUGUGUCAGCAAAGAGUAAAGUCUUUUCCAUUUUAGAUCGUGCAAGAGUUGCGAUGGAUCAAAGUUAUGGUUACGAGACUGCUACUCCACCUCCAAGUAAUCGUGUCGGAUCACAUCAUGAUUAUGAUUAUCACACAUCGACGAGCAGUAGCAGCCGAUACGGAGAUCGGCAUUAUACGUCAGCAUCAGGAGAUGAUAUGUAUCCUUCCUCGAGGUACACAACUUACGAGUACGAUGACGAUGCUGUCCCACACUCUUCGCACGAUUACUAUGAAACAUCAGAAUAUCCAGAGGAAUCAUCGAGCCGCGCAUGGAAAUCGUACAAGACGACAACGACAUCGGGCUCAAGCUCGCGCUACCGCAACGCCCCGUAUUCACGACCUUCCAAGUAAAAAAUCCACGCAAAAUAUCCUAAUAUUUUCUUAAUUUUGCUCGUAUCCAAACAAUUCCUGAAUUCUUAAGCGAAGCAACGAUCUUUCUUUUCUGACUUUAUUGUUUCUCAUAGCCCUAAACCGUUGACGUGUAAUCUUCCUAACACACGACGACCUACAGCGUCGACGAUGUCAAAACCUGUAAACAACCGAGGUCGGUUUUAAAUGAAAACGGAGGCACGGAGAGACUAACACGGUAAACGAUAUAUAAACGGUAUUACAAUUUUUCAUGGUAUUGCGACGAUAGAGACGGAUGCAACGUAACUGCCAUUAUCAAUUCGACUUAUCGAGGGUUUGCUCAAUGAAAAUUACCGUAUGAACGAUACCAGUGAAAUUUAUGCCAGUCUUCGAUUACGAUGCUUCGUAGUUCUCCUUUUCGAACAAAAUUCUCGUUUCUUUCACGAAAGAAACAAUCACGCCCUCGGAUUUUUGCCUCUUUUUAGUUCUACGCAAUACGAUUUCUCCAAUCGCUAUGUAACGAAGCUAACGUGCUUUUCAGAUGAAGUUUUCGUGACUACUGGAAUAAGCACCGCAGCUCGUAAUACGAUGAAUACUGUAAUGAAAAUAUUUUGACGACUUCUAUCGUGAGUUGCACGUAGAUUUGACCCCGUAGAAAGUCUGAAUUCAUUUGUGUCGGUUUUGUACUGGUUUUCUAUCGAAGUAUUACGAAAGAGAGGACAACGCGUUCCUUCAAAUCCUUUCCCCUCCUAAAAAGAGAAAAAAAAAAAAAUAUUACGUCAGAGUGGAAGGCUAGAGGACCAAGAGGAUCUGUGGAACGAGACAAGUAAAAUUAUUAAAUGAAAAAGAGAGAGAGAAACGUCGGAGCUGUGUCACAUUUUUCUAUAGGUUCAAUUUCAUAUCUUUUUACAUUAUUGUACGCGUAGUUAAGUUUUAUUUUCUCCUUCCC